AUGCACAGUACGAUUUUACCGACAGACGAGAGAUUCGUUCAAAGGAAGGUAGGACUCGUGACGAGAGCACAAAGACGGCUGGCCCGCUUUUUUCGCUACCAGCGGUCUAAUGCCGUGUUAGCUCGCUUAUUGCUGGCAGUAUGCGCAAUGGCUACUAUCUAUCGCGUGUUCUUUUUCUCAGUAUCGCCAAUAAACAUUGAUAUUGACGGAACUGGCUCAUUUGAGUUCUACGACUAUUCAAAACAACAGAGUAGUGGUGCCGGUGCUUCCGCAAGAGAAGAGCGCAUUCUCUUGUGCACGCCUCUUCGCAAUGCUGAGGACGUUAUAGAUCUCAUGUUUGACCACUUGCAAAAUCUCACCUACCCGCACCAUUUGAUCGACCUGGCAUUUUUGGUUUCAGACAGUGACGAUAAAACCGAAGAACUCCUGGAAAAACGAGCCAAGUUGGCCUUCAAGCUCCCCCAGGAAGAGCGCUUUGGCUCGGUGGACAUUUUCAAACGUAGCUCUUUCGGUGCUACAGUUGGACAAGGUUUCGACGACCGACAUGGUGUAGCUGUACAAGGCGUACGCCGGAAGCUGAUGGGCAGAGCCCGCAACUGGCUCCUUUCUGCUGCUCUUAAACCCCACCAUUCUUGGGUUUACUGGCGUGACGCAGAUAUUGAGACAUCACCCAAAACGAUUUUAGAAGACUUGAUGGCUCAUGAUAGAGACGUUAUUGUGCCCAAUGUCUGGCGGCCGCUGCCAAAGUGGCUAGGCGGCCAGCAGCCCUACGAUCUCAAUUCCUGGAUGGAAAGUGAGGCCGCGUUAGAGCUGGCAAAAACGCUGGAUGAAGACGAGGUCAUUGUUGAAGGAUACGCAGAGUAUCCUACCUGGCGUCCUCAUUUAGCUUAUUUCCGUCGUGAAGAUGGAAUGGGAAACAUUAAUGACAUUGUAGACCUGGAUGGUAUUGGCGGUGUGUCAAUUCUUGCCAAGGCGAAGGUUUUCAGGGCCGGUAUCAACUUCCCUGGCUUUGCAUUCGAGAAUCAUGCAGAGACGGAGGGAUUUGGCAAAAUGGCUCGUAAACAGGGGUUCUCCGUGGCCGGCUUACCCCAGUACACGAUCUGGCACAAAUACGAACCGAGUGUAGAUGAUAUCCGCGAGAUGAAGGAACGGGAACGCCAAGGUCUACCAAUUGACUAA
Messenger RNA from Wickerhamiella sorbophila, 1179 nucleotides. Its product is annotated as Mannan polymerase I complex VAN1 subunit. Gene Ontology annotation, biological process: cell wall mannoprotein biosynthetic process; protein N-linked glycosylation. Gene Ontology annotation, molecular function: alpha-1,6-mannosyltransferase activity. NCBI's taxonomy places the organism in Eukaryota, Fungi, Ascomycota, Dipodascomycetes, Dipodascales, Trichomonascaceae. Gene Ontology annotation, cellular component: mannan polymerase complex. The coding region runs from base 1 to 1179 and encodes 392 amino acids. The transcript has a single exon. The record is from RefSeq and is a predicted model, not a curated record.